Messenger RNA from Eleginops maclovinus (Patagonian blennie), 4464 nucleotides. RefSeq names its product solute carrier family 41 member 2b (gene slc41a2b). Bases 201 to 1898 code for a protein of 565 amino acids. Gene Ontology annotation, molecular function: monoatomic cation transmembrane transporter activity. The record is from RefSeq and is a predicted model, not a curated record. Gene Ontology annotation, biological process: monoatomic cation transport. Lineage: Eukaryota; Metazoa; Chordata; Actinopteri; Perciformes; Eleginopidae. Gene Ontology annotation, cellular component: plasma membrane. The transcript has 11 exons.
CACUUUUCAGUCUGACGCUGCUCUGUCUGUCAAGAAAACAGACUCCCAUCUCUUCUGCUGGAUGAAAUGUCUCGUACCCGACAGAUGAGUCAUUAAGCCAACAUGGAUGCUGCACCUGAGCCCGUCUAAACCACUUGUAUUUCUGCACUGCUCUCAGACUGGAGGACAGGAGAUGAGAGUCUGCGGAGCUCCACCACACCAUGAGUAUCCAGAGUCUGGGAGGAGCUAUAGGGGAUUCCCUGGGCUCUAGCCUGGUGGUGCGUAUGAGCGGCUGGAGUUCUCUCUCUCUGAAGCCUGUUUCCUCUGGGCGGAUCGCCUCCAUAUUCCAGACAAUGGUUCCCACGGGUUACACCAAGCUACAGGAUGAGCGGCUCUCCAUGGUGGACCUCAGCGCUAAACCAGAGGUCGCCUCGCUCCAGAACGGCUACAGACAAGAGACGUCACACAUAGAAGGCCGACGGAUUCUGGACCGGGCCUCUCGGUCCUCUGUGACUUUAUCUGACUGUGGAGAUGGAGGCUACUCUGAAUCAGAGCCCAUGCUGGCUGAGAGGAGGCUCUCCGGAGAGGAGGUAGAUGAGGAGGAGGAAGAGGACGAGGAGGCAGGCCAUCAUCCUGCCACACACAACAUGCCCAAGGAGUCUCCGCUGGCCAUGGCGCUGCAGAUCCUGCUGCCUUUCCUGCUCGCUGGGUUUGGAACAGUGUCAGCUGGCAUGGUGUUGGAUAUUGUGCAGCACUGGGAGGCGUUCCAGUACAUCACGGAGAUCUUCAUCCUGGUGCCUGCUCUCCUCGGCCUCAAGGGGAACCUGGAGAUGACUCUGGCCUCGAGGCUGUCCACAGCGGUGAAUGUGGGCAAGAUGGAUUCUCCCAUAGAGAAGUGGAAUCUAAUCAUAGGCAACCUGGCACUGAAGCAGGUCCAAGCCACUGUGGUGGGCUUCCUGGCUGCCGUCGCUGCCGUGGUUCUCGGCUGGAUCCCAGAGGGGAAGUUCCAGAUGAGCCACGCGGUGCUGCUGUGCUCCAGCAGCGUGGCCACUGCCUUUAUAGCCUCCCUGCUGCAGGGUAUCAUCAUGGUGGGGGUCAUUGUGGGGUCCAAGAAGACGGGCAUCAACCCGGACAACGUAGCCACCCCCAUCGCCGCCAGUUUCGGUGACCUCAUAACCCUGGCGAUCCUGGCCUGGAUAAGCCAGGGCCUCUACAAGUGCCUGGAUACCUACCCGUAUGUGUCCUCACUGGUCUGCGCCUUCUUCAUGUCUCUGACUCCUCUGUGGAUGGUCAUCUCCUCCAAACACCCGGCCAGCCGCACCCUGCUGUACUCCGGAUGGGAGCCAGUCAUCACUGCCAUGGUCAUCAGCAGCAUUGGGGGGCUCAUCCUGGACAAGACGGUGUCCGACCCAAACCUGGCAGGCAUCGUGGUGUACACCCCGGUCAUCAACGGAAUCGGGGGGAACCUGGUAGCGAUUCAGGCCAGCAGGUUCUCCACUCACCUGCACUUCCACUGCGCUCCUGGGGAGGUUCCUGAGGAGGCCAAGGGCUGCUACUACCCCUGCCGCACCUUCUGGGGAACAGGAGCCAAUCACCGCUCUGCUCAGGUGCUCCUCCUCUUGGUGAUCCCCGGGCACCUGAUCUUCCUCUACACCAUCCACCUGAUGAAGAGCGGACACACCACCCUGACGCCCAUCUUCAUGUCCGUCUACCUGGCUGCUGCCAUGCUGCAGGUGCUGCUGUUGUUGUGUAUCGCAGACUGGAUGGUGCACUCCAUGUGGCGGAGCGGCAAAGACCCGGACAGUUUUUCCAUCCCUUACCUGACAGCCCUGGGGGAUCUGCUGGGCACCGCCCUGCUGGCCCUCAGCUUCCACUUCCUGUGGGUCAUAGGAGACCAGGACAGCGACGUGGGGGACUGAGGCCACGAUAAGGCAUCGGUGGUGACGGGGGAAACCAUUCCUGACGCCCUCACGUGUAAGGGGGGGGCUUUCUGCUUCCCUUCGACCACACGAUGGUUUUGAAACUUUUUUCUGCUCCUUUUUGUUUGUUUUUUCUAAAUGCGUUAAAGACGUUUUAUUCCCUAAAUUUAGACAGCUCUCAGUACGGAUUUCGAUCUGCAUAGUUUGCACAAAGGCACUUGCAUAUUAUACUGCUGCUGUUGUUCAGAGGAGCAGGAAACCACAGCAGGGGGGAGAACCUGGCUGGUGGUCUCCUCUGCCAGCGAAGCAUCAGUCGGAGGUCUUCUACUUAAAAACAAAAAACUCUUUUCUUGGUGAUUAUUUUGGGAAUAAACCUCCCACUGUGUCACAGACUUUGUUUCUGCUUUGUGUUUUACCGCUUUGCAACAUCAAGUCAGCGGAGCGACACGGAGAGGAGGAGAAGAUUAUCAGCGCGCUUUGAGCUGCCGUGUCAGCAGGUCCACAGGUGGAUAAAAGAAUGAGAUUUAUUUGUAAUGAUGGUCGGAGAAGUCGACAUUUCCUUCAGUGUCUGUGUUUGUUUUUCUGUUUUCUCAAACCUCUGCAUGUUCUCUAUCCAUAGACUAACAACCUGUCUACCACAUUUCUCCCACUUAGUCGGUAUAUUAUUAGCUUGGGACAUUACGUUGUGGGGUUACAGGAUGCUAUCAGAGUUUCCUGAGCAGCCUCACUCUUGCUUUCUACUGGAUCCCUCCCUGGAAGCCUUUUUCUCAUGGCAACACAAAGGUACUACAAAGUAAAGCAGACAAAUGGGGAGAGUAAAUAACUUUAAAUUACUAGCUGUACAAAUUCAUUUUAGCACUUGAGUCUGAGUCUUUGAGCGUUUAGCCACAAACUACAUAUCCGAGAAGAAAAGUCAGCUAGAAAAAAUCUACUUUUAUUUUACUACGUUUUUAAACCAAAUUCUGAAUUAAACCCGAGCUAAUUUAGCUAGCAUUGUUUUCAAAUACAAUGCUAAAUAGCUGUGACAUUACCUAAUGCUAAUGGGGUAGCAAUCAACCGACCCAACAUGUUUUCUUUGUGUGUUUCUGCCGCCUUUCAUCUUUUCCUCCCAAUCCUCUUGAUAUUUUGUUAGCAGCACCUCUCUGACGCUCACAUAGAAAACCAUGAAACCUUCUGUAGUCUAUGAUCAACCUCCUGCCUCUGUUUGUUUGUUCUUGUCCUCAGCGGGGGUCCGGUCGUGCACACAGAGCGGGAACACUGUGCCAGUCCAGCAGGGACACAAUCAAACACUUUUCACGCUGCAUGUUUGUCUGCUAAUCACCUGCUGUGUGCAGAGCGUUUACAUGCUGUAGACAAUGAUCAGCUGUUUCCAUGUUAGCAUCGUCUUCAUUUCUAUCAUAAUCAGUGUAACCAUAAAGAAUUCAUUCACAUAUUCAGAACAUGCUGUGUAUUUAUAGGUCCGAUAAUAUUAAUAUGGUUAUUAAGUGAGUCCUUUUGGCUUUAGGAGACACGACACGGGGGAAAACCUUACGUAAAAACAAGCCUUUAAUGCUUUAAUUUAUCAUAUAAAGUCAGUGUUUACUGCACAACGUAUAGCAUAGUGACACCAUCAACGAUAAACUGGAGAGUCUCGCUCUCACUAUGCAAUCCCUUCUGGCAAACUUUGCAAACCAGUGAAUGUGUUUUCUCAAUUUGUGCAACUCUUUUCCAGUGAACGUAGCUAGCAUUAGCUCCAAUAGUUGCUCCAGUUAAUGAGAUGCAAUAUGCAUUCAUUUGCAUGAAGCUUAGUGGUUGUGUCGGGAGCAACGAUAGAGAGACUCGAUUGAAUACAGCUCUUGCUUUUUCCUUGAUGGUCUGAAUAAAUCGCACAUUUUUGUGGCAAGUAGAGGUCUCUGAAACCAGUUUUUUCCGUUGCUAAUUGGAACAGCUAGUGGGUAGGAUUUGACACUUAACACCUAACUCAGCAGUAUAGUUUGUGUGCAUGUGAAACAAACGGCAACAGCCCGUGUUGAAGUGCCAAAAGCUGCAGUUAAUACGCUGGUUUCAGCUUGAAAUGCCCAAUUUAUACCCAAUAUAAACAUUUACAACAUGUUACAAAAGCUAAUUCCCUUAUUCAUGACAGUACGGGUGCACAUUUCUGCACCACUUUUAAAGAUAAUUUGAUUGUUUUAAAGGUUAAAUGUACACAUUGUUAGGGGCGUGGUUGGAUUAGCAGGUCUCUGGGUGAAGUCACGGAGACUACGUCCAUGUUUCCUACGGUCCAUGAUGUGAUGGUAGCCAGUGGCUCUUAUCCUCUCCCAAUACGUGCCUCUUUAAACUCACUGGUUAACAAGGUACUUCUCUGUCAUGCUAUCAAUGCAAUUUUCUUUCUUUCUGUGCAAUUAUUUUUGUACCUAAUUUCAGAGUUUCACACCCAAAUGAUAUCUGAAUCCCUGAAGCCAGGCGAUGAAUCGAGGCUUAAAGUGGUUAUAUCCUUUUGGUGUGAAACGUAAACUUGCUUUCGUGGCUCAAAUGGGCCGAAAAAUGUCUAAAUAAAUGUCUUUCAAUUAAAAAAUAAAUCCUCUUA